AAACCUCUUAUUCCCCGUUCAUGCCAACCUUGCCGGUGCCGGUGCCGCCGCCGCCGCCGCUGCCGCCGUAGCCCGUAGGCAAACCCUCUCCCUCGCAGCCGCACCCAAGCGGUCAAACUUUCUCCAUAAAGGCGCCCCCCAGGCCAGCCGCCAGCCCUCGCCUCCCCCGUCUGACCUGUUCCCUCCCCGCGUCCCACCAACUUCCCAAACCCCACCACCACCACCCCGUCCGUUCCCCACUCCACUCCGCUCCUCCCCCACUCCAGCCGAGCGCCGCCCCAGCCAUGGCCGUGACCGCCCGCGCCUCCGCCGUGGCGUGCCUCCUCCUCGCGCUCGCCGCCUCCGCCGCGGGCGCGGGCUCCCCCUCCCCUGCCCCGGCGCCGGCGGUCGACUGCAUCGCGGCGGCCUCGAGCCUGAUCGACUGCGUGGGCUACGUCUCCCCCGGGAGCACGGAGAAGACCCCGUCCAAGGCCUGCUGCGGGGAGGUCAAGACCGCCGUCGCCAACCCCACCAUCGUCAGCUGCCUCUGCUCCCUCGCCGGCUCCAAGGACACCCCCGUGCCCAUCGACAUGAAACGCGUGCUCGCGCUCCCCGGCGCCUGCGGCGCGUCCAACGCCGCCUUCAGCAAGUGCCACAUUUCCGCGGGUUCUCCGACCGAAGCACCUGUGCCGUCUGGUACCGGAGGAUCAUCGAGCGGCGGGGCGAGCUCCCCGAUGACGGCGACCGCCCUCGUGGCCGCCGUGGCGGCGCCGCUGCUCGCCUACUGCUACCUCCUCUGAGCUAGCUGAGGAUAUCUUCGCUCUGAUGCUUGAGCUGCGCGCCGUGCUGCUGGCCGAGUGACCGCCCUUUGCCGGCGAGCUGCGCCGUGAUUCAGUUACUCUGUUGUCGAGACUGCUGUUUUACUUGAGCUGUUAUAUGGAGUAUUUGACGCGACUUCUUCC
This is a messenger RNA of Panicum virgatum (switchgrass), 941 nucleotides long. Its product is annotated as non-specific lipid transfer protein-like 1. Lineage: Eukaryota; Viridiplantae; Streptophyta; Magnoliopsida; Poales; Poaceae. The coding region runs from base 285 to 779 and encodes 164 amino acids. The record is from RefSeq and is a predicted model, not a curated record. The transcript is spliced from 3 exons.